UUACGCUAUUACAGCCCGUCCCCCCUCUUUUUGCCGUAUAUUUAUUUAUAUUCUUAUUCUUCUAAUCAAAAUCAUGUCCCCUUCUUCUCUCUCUAUAAGUUCCCCUCUCUCUCCUCGUCGCUUCUCAACUCCUGCUUCCUCCUCUUCUUCUACUUUGUCGUCGUCCUACUUGUUUUCUUCUUGCUCUUUACCUUCUACCUCAGCAUCAACGUACCCACCUAAAAAUUUUGUUAAAGUUUCUUGCUUUUCUACCUCAAGAGCACAACCCGUUGUGCUACUUUGCAUAAAGACGCAAUCUUUGCAGUGUGCUACUAAAGCCCACAAGAAAGGCGCAGCUGCUGCAAGGCUAAAAAGGGCUAGGCAGAGGAAGCCCUUUUUUGCAGCUAACAGCAACAUGACCAUUACAGAGUACAUGGAGGAAGAGGAGGAGAGUCCCCCUCCCUUGCUCGAAUCUGAGAUGAAUUCAAGGCCCAGGCGAAUUGCGCUUUUUAUUGAGCCCUCUCCCUUUUCUUAUGUUUCUGGCUAUAAAAACCGGUUCCAGAAUUUCAUCAAAUAUCUACGCGAAUUGGGAGAUGAGGUGAUGGUUGUGACAACGCAUGAAGGAGUACCCCAGGAAUUUUAUGGAGCAAAAUUGAUUGGAUCAAGGAGCUUUCCAUGUCCCUGGUACAAAAAGGUGCCCCUUUCACUUGCUCUGAGCCCUAGAAUUAUCUCAGAAGUUGCCAGGUUUAAGCCAGACAUUAUACAUGCAUCAUCUCCUGGUGUCAUGGUAUUUGGUGCUCUUGCCAUAGCAAAACUACUAUGCGUGCCCAUAGUGAUGUCUUACCACACUCAUGUUCCGGUGUACAUACCAAGAUACACCUUUAGUUGGCUGGUAAAACCUAUGUGGUUAAUAAUAAAAUUUCUUCAUAGAGCUGCUGAUCUUACUUUGGUACCAUCUGCUGCAAUUGGAAAGGAUCUUGAAGCUGCUCAGGUGACAGCAGCAAAUAGAAUUCGUCUGUGGACUAAGGGUGUGGAUUCGGAGAGCUUUCAUCCGCGGUACCAUUCUGAUGAGAUGCGAUUAAAACUAAGUGGUGGAGAACCUCAGAAACCAUUGAUAAUUCAUGUUGGCCGACUUGGAUAUGAGAAGAGCUUGGAUUUCCUAAAAAGGAUCAUGGACAAGCUUCCAGAAGCACGAAUAGCUUUUAUUGGAGACGGGCCAUACAGAGAGGAGCUAGAGAACAUGUUCAGAGGCAUGCCUGCUGUAUUCAUGGGAAUGUUACAUGGUGAGGAGCUUUCUCAGGCAUAUGCUAGCGGAGAUGUUUUUAUUAUGCCUUCAGAAUCAGAGACACUUGGGCUCGUUGUUUUGGAGGCAAUGUCAUCAGGACUUCCUGUGGUGGCUGCUCGUGCGGGAGGAAUUCCAGACAUAAUUCCUGAGGAUCAGCAAGGUAAAAUUGGGUAUCUAUUUAAUCCUGGAGAUGUCGAUGAUUGUUUGAGCAAGCUGAAGCCCCUGUUACAUGAUCUCGAAUUGAGAGAAACUAUUGGAAAUGCUGCAAGACUAGAGAUGGAGAAGUUUGAUUGGAGGGCUGCAACUCGAAAGAUACGCAAUGAGCAGUACAAUGCUGCAAUUUGGUUUUGGAGGAAGAAGAGAGCACAGUUACUAAGGCCAUUUCAAUGGUUAUUUAAGCGUAUUUUUCAAGCACCAGAGGUUGACUACAGGUGAUCCGCAUGAUUCGUGAAGUUCAGACACAAGAUAUUCUUGAAAAAGUUGGUAUUAUUUGGUGUAAUCGAAAAGACAUUGGGGAUAAAUGCGUGACUGAUUGCGGCUGUGUAUUGAGUUGUACAAUAUUGGCUGGAAAAUUUGGUCAAUUCUGCUGUCAUUGAUUAAAUAUAUGAUGAUUUUAAGUAGAUGUAAGCUCAGUGUGAUGAACGUAGGAAGGCAGAAUUUUUAAUGUGUGCUAGCAAUUUUAAUUUCCUUGGAAGAUAAUAAGUGUUUAACGUGGGAGCAGCAUUUCCAUGACCGCUCCCUCAAUUUAGUUUGUGAUGAAAAGAAGGUGAAACAAA
Molecule: messenger RNA, 2040 nt
Organism: Coffea arabica (coffee)
Lineage: Eukaryota; Viridiplantae; Streptophyta; Magnoliopsida; Gentianales; Rubiaceae
Product: sulfoquinovosyl transferase SQD2-like
Biological process (GO): sulfolipid biosynthetic process; glycolipid biosynthetic process
Cellular component (GO): chloroplast envelope
Molecular function (GO): UDP-sulfoquinovose:DAG sulfoquinovosyltransferase activity
Source: RefSeq, a predicted model, not a curated record